AUGAUACAUCUGCUUCGCGAUGACCCAUUUACUGGAGCCGAAAUCUCGCAGGAGUCAUGUCCCACACAGGCACGAGAAGAUUUUGUUUGCUUCAACGCUUGUGAUACACAUAUUGUUGGCUCACCUACGACGCCGUCAGUCACGCUGCAGGCUGAUGGAGCGCACGCGGUACAAUUCUUCUGCUUACCGCCUCUUCGGCAGAUCAUCUCGACAUCUCAGCAUCCUAUCAUUUGGGCAAGUCGUCGUUCAGGCAAGAUGUGGCCCAUCGCUCCAACAGUCUCAUCCGCUUACCCACUUUUGAGAGAACGAUAUCAAACACGAGAUGCUCUGGAUGUCCAGAGAGCAGUGCUCACAGUGCAGCCACGAGGACUCCUGAAUCUCCUACCACAAUUCUACCACGAGCACGAGCGUCUUCAGUGCGACACCGAAGUCCUCAUUGACCGCUUCGUCGCCAACUGUCCAGAGCUCUACCCUCGAACAAGAUACAACCCGCUCAGGGAAGAAGAGCUUCGAGAUGUCUACUAUCUUGUUCUCCACGAUCUUUCACGCACCUCGACUGGCGACGUCGACGUCUACAUCGCAGAUGGACUACUCAGGCGCUUGGAAAUCUACAUGCGACACGACGCAAGCGGUGCCAGAGGACUAGGUGCCGCGUUCUCGUAUCGCAGGAGCCAGCAUCUGUUCCGUUCCAUAGCAGAAGUCUCUCAUGUCAACAGAAGUGCUAGAUUGGGACGUAUCCUGAGCACAUUCUUCAUUCAGCAUGCGACGACUAUUGUGGCUACGGAGAGCUCCGCCACCAUCGGCCAGUGGUGCUAUGCCAUUAUGCGUGCGGUGAUGAGAGAGACAGAGCGAGACGAGUGUCUGAGGAGAGUCUACCGUAUCAGACCGGAUCUCCCGCAGCGCUUGAUCCAGCACGGAUACAAAGGUCGGAUCGUUGCAGAACGAAUGCAACUUGCAGCCGAGGGUCUGUCAGUCGUCGGCGGUGGAGGCGAUCUGCUCGGUAUCGAUCGAGGUACAGGAUUAGGAGGCUUUGGUGGUCUGGGCGGGCUUGGCGCACUCGGAGGGCUCGGAGGAUUGGGCGGGUUAGGUGCAAGGAGCAGAUCCUGCGAUCGUCGACUUCUUCUUGGAGGUGUGGAUGACCUAUCUGGCCUUGGAGGCGCUGGCUUGGAUCUACCUGGGGAUGAUUUGCUACUUGCCGACGGAGCACGAGGACCUGGAAGCGCCAUUGCUUGGUAUGGGUGA
This is a messenger RNA of Pseudocercospora fijiensis CIRAD86, 1242 nucleotides long. RefSeq lists its product as uncharacterized. Bases 1 to 1242 code for a protein of 413 amino acids. NCBI's taxonomy places the organism in Eukaryota, Fungi, Ascomycota, Dothideomycetes, Mycosphaerellales, Mycosphaerellaceae. The transcript has 5 exons. The record is from RefSeq and is a predicted model, not a curated record.